Messenger RNA from Uloborus diversus, 2366 nucleotides. It is a transcript of the gene spas, whose product is annotated as spastin-like. Gene Ontology annotation, cellular component: microtubule cytoskeleton. Gene Ontology annotation, molecular function: ATP binding; ATP hydrolysis activity; microtubule severing ATPase activity. Lineage: Eukaryota; Metazoa; Arthropoda; Arachnida; Araneae; Uloboridae. The record is from RefSeq and is a predicted model, not a curated record.
GUAAUGGAGGACAGAUGACUCCCGUAAACAUCAGAAGUCAUGUGAAAGAUCCGUCUGAUUAUGCGAAUAGUGAGAAGGAGGUGCCCCCGAAGAAGUACAAUGUGAAGAGGACGCUUCUUCUGAUUCUUUUUCCUUUUACGUUUCUGUUUAGUUCCCUGAGGUUUCUCAUCUGCGAGCUGUUCGCGUUCGUCCGCGGCGUCUGCACAUCUGUUCGACAAUCCGUGAGUUUCUCCUCCGGUGUCGAAGUCGCUCAAGAAUGCCAGGCGAUUAAGGAGAAGGAGAUGAGCGCAAACAACCCCUUCGCCGUCCAGAGGUACCACCACAGGCGGGCCUUCGACUUCAUCUCCAAAGCGCUCAAGAUUGACGAAGACAAUGAAGAAUCCGUUGAAAACUCCUCCAGAGAACAAUAUAACCAAAGUAGAAAUAUCGUUGAUAUUUUGUUUCAAACUGUGGAAAGUAAUGGAGGACAGAUGACUCCCGUAAACAUCAGAAGUCAUGUGAAAGAUCCGUCUGAUUAUGCGAAUAGUGAGAAGGAGGUGCCCCCGAAGAAGUACAAUGUGAAGAGGACGCUUCUUCUGAUUCUUUUUCCUUUUACGUUUCUGUUUAGUUCCCUGAGGUUUCUCAUCUGCGAGCUGUUCGCGUUCGUCCGCGGCGUCUGCACAUCUGUUCGACAAUCCGUGAGUUUCUCCUCCGGUGUCGAAGUCGCUCAAGAAUGCCAGGCGAUUAAGGAGAAGGAGAUGAGCGCAAACAACCCCUUCGCUGUCCAGAGGUACCACCACAGGCGGGCCUUCGACUUCAUCUCCAAAGCGCUCAAGAUUGACGAAGACAAUGAAGGUCCCAAGGACUUGGCUGUCCAGUUUUACCGCCUGGGCAUUGAAGAGCUCGGGAAAGGGAUCGCUGUCAACUGCAACAGGGGAUCAGGUCCCACCUGGGAAAGGUCCAGGCGUCUCAAGGACAAGAUGAAGACCAACCUGGACAUGGCCAGGGACCGCCUAGACUAUCUGGUUUUAGGGGGUAUCAGUUUUUUGGAUGGUACGUCAUUUUUCUUGGGUGGUGGGAGCCUCUUCAAUGACAAAAAGAUGUGCGAUCAAGCAUUCUUUAGUUCCGCAAGGAAGACUCCGCCCUGGCCUACGAGCGGGCGGAGGAAUCGAGCUCUUCCGUGGAAGGGGGCGGAGCCCAGAGGAGGCGGACCUGGCAGAGGGCCCGCCCCCCUCAGGCUGGACGGCCUACCGGAGACACUCCCUCCCGACCCCGGCCCCGCCUCCCCCUCCGAAGGCAGAAAGGUGUUGGUGCGCAAGGGGCCCCCCAAGACGGUCCCCAGGGCCCUUCCGUCCUCUCCCGUCCGCCGGUAUGUGCCCCCGGUGCCCAACAAGAACCAGGGCCCUUCCAGGAGGAUGGGCCCCCUGCAACCGGCCCGCAAGGAUGUGCGCAGUAAGGAGAACCGCCUGUUGCGGCUGAGCUGCCUGAAGGGCAUCGACCCCAAACUGGCGCAGGUCAUCUCGGACGAAAUUGUCAGCUGUGGACCGGGGGUCGGCUUCGACGACAUCGCCGGUCAGAGUGUGGCCAAGCAAGCGCUGAGAGAGAUGGUCAUCCUGCCCACUGUGCGACCAGAGCUCUUCACCGGUCUGCGUUCUCCCCCCAGAGGUCUGCUGCUCUUCGGACCCCCUGGCAAUGGAAAGACCAUGCUUGCCAAGGCUGUUGCCUGCGAAUCCAACUCCACCUUCCUGAAUCAUCAGUGCUCUUCCCUCACUUCCAAAUACGUGGGGGAGGGGGAGAAGCUGGUCCGUGCCUUGUUUGCCGUUGCCAGGGAGCUGCAUCCCUCCAUCAUUUUCAUCGACGAGGUGGACUCCCUGCUGAACGAGCGAAAAGAGAACGAGCACGAAGCUUCCAGGCGACUGAAGACAGAGUUCCUCGUCGAAUUCGAUGGGUUGCGGUCUUCGGGCAGCGAGAGGGUCCUGGUGAUGGGGGCCACUAACAGGCCCCAGGAGUUGGAUGAUGCAGCGCUCAGGAGGUUCAGCAAGAGGGUGUACGUGAGCCUCCCCGACAGAGAGACCAGGGUCCGACUCCUGGAGAAGCUCCUGGCCAAGCAGGACAACUCCCUCUCCAAGAACGACAUCAAGCAGCUGGCCAAGUGGACGGAGGGCUACUCUGGCAGUGACUUGACAGCCCUGGCCAAGGACGCGGCCCUCGGACCCAUCAGAGAGUUGAAGCCAGAGGAGGUGAAGUCGGUGAACCCACAAGAGAUGCGCCGUGUUUCCGCGGAAGACUUCGCCGAAUCCCUGAAACGCAUCCGGAAGAGCGUCGCCGCAAACUCCCUGGCCGCCUACGUCCAAUGGGAACGCGAGUACGGAGACCUCACCAUCUGA